Molecule: messenger RNA, 368 nt
Organism: Paramecium sonneborni
Lineage: Eukaryota; Ciliophora; Oligohymenophorea; Peniculida; Parameciidae
Source: the annotation of a GenBank genome assembly
CUAAAAAAUAUGGGUAAAAUGGGGCCAUCAUGGUUAGUAAAAAGUGGGAAAACUAGGUAUUAAACAAAAAGACUCAAUAUCGGUAAGGCAAGUAAAGCAAAAAAGGUUUAGGGAAGGGCUUGGAAGAGAAAAAUAUUCAAUAAAAGAAAAGUUGAAAUAUAAGUAAAGCAAGUGCUAAAAAAGAAAGAACAAUAUUUAAGGGGAGUCUUAUUGCAUAAAUAAGGACCUAAUUGGCAUUAGGGAAAUAAAGAAUUAUAAAAGAAAGAAAAAUUAGAGUUGAUUUAGCUAAAAAGGGAACUCAAAAAGAAUAGGUUACUUAUAUAAGAGAAUUGAGUUCCAAAGAUUGAUGCUUUUAAUUUAUAUCGAUA